GAGCGGCGGGUGUGUGUGUGCGUGUCGUCGGAGGCAAUGUGAAUCGCAUUUCGUUCAGUUAACAGUCGUCAGCUCUGCACGGGUACAUGCACGGGUGAUUUGCACUUGGUGCGACGUAGGAAUGACCACAGCGACGGACACCUACCACAUGUGACGUGCGCUGCUGUGAAGCGCACACUUGAAGACUUGCAAGACAGGGCCAUUCAAACGCGAGAGACACCGUUUCAAGUCAUCGCUACAGUAGCACGUGAAUCCUCUCAGAAUGCGCCGCUAUCCAGCCAGAGGUACAGCACCAUGCACUGGCGACCAAUUCAGACCGCCCUCAUGGUGCGAAAUACUCAAGCGCCCUACCGGUCUAUCGGAUGAUCUCUUGCUCGACUCACUGUUGGACCCCAGAAGCGGUUUCAAGAGCUUCCUCUCCACUUGCAAUCGCGACUCCGAAGCCAUUCGUACCGCCGUCAUACUCCUGGAAAAAGCUUCUUCAAUACCUUUGCCUUCACAGAAACUGAUGAAGCUCUUCAGCGCCGUAGCAUUUUCUGAGUCAUUCAUGGUUUUCCAACUACCCUUGCUGUUUUCAGACUGCAAGGCUAAAGCAGGCCGGGAUAACGUAGAUGUUAUUCAGAAGUCGAUCUCUCUGCUGACUCGACUUCAAGCCUCACUUCCAGCAACGACAGCGCAGCAUCUGGUAACACUUUUGCCAUUAGUAACAGACCUCGUGAGAUCCACGGAAGAAGCGUUGCCCAAGGAACUCGGAGAUACACUUUCCGAGCUGGAAGCUAUGAGGGAUUCCUUCCUGACAGAAACACACGCAAGGGAGAUGGUAAAGCAGGAGCGAUUGCACGCAUCGUCGCCACCGGACAACUUCAGAGAUGUUCCCGUGAUACCGUUAGUGUCUGAAUUGGUCGCCUCCACGAAGCCAUUCUUGAGGCCGAACAUCGUCCGUGGAGCUUACGCUGACAUCGACCAUUACUUAGAUGUCCAGUACAGACUUUUGCGGGAGGACUUCGUGAGGCCCUUGCGUGAGGGGCUGCAGAAGCUCGUUCGGGCAGGCAUGCAGAUCAGGCGUACGGAUGGCAUGAAUGUUUACCAUAACGUCCAGGUAGGGCAGUCCGAGAUCACAAGGAUUGGUAUUGUUCACGAACUCUUGUUCAACGCCUCUGCUUUUCGAAGGGUCAACUGGGAAAGGACAAAACGGUUCAUGACCGACAACUUGAUUUGCUUGUCGAACGAUGGCUUCCAGACUAUCUUCUUCGCCACAGUGAAGAGGAGAGAUCCCGAGAAGUUAAAAGUAGGAAGACUCAUUGUGAUGUUCGAGGAUCCCUUCGUUGAGACUAUUAUCUGGAACCGCUACACCAUGGUGGAAACACAAAUUUACUUUGAAGCGUACAAGCACAACCUUGUGGCGUUGCAGGCUAUUUCUCCAUACGCGUUGCCAUUCUACAAGUACAUCGUAGAAGCAACUCCCGAAGUAAAUAGUCCAGCGUACAUGGAUGGGAAUACGACGUACGACAUAAGUCCCCUGUGUAAGAAAUCAUCCCAGCCGAGGCCUGUAACCGUUUUGGACGAGAAUCAAUGGCCAUCUCUCGAAGACCUUCAGCUUGAUGCAUCUCAGCUGGCUGCUGUGAAGAUGGCUCUGCUCAAGGAAUUUUCGGUAAUCCAGGGCCCACCAGGCACUGGGAAGACUUACAUCGGUCUGAAAAUUGUGGAGGUGCUUCUAAGGAACAUCAAGUUGUGGCGAAGAGACAGUCAUCCCAUUCUCGUUGUCUGCUACACUAACCAUGCUCUAGACCAGUUCCUGGAAGGAAUUCUGAGAACAACUCGUGCCAUUGUACGCAUUGGUGGGAGAUGUAGCAGCAAAUCAUUGGAGCCAUUUACACUGUCUAGUAACAGGAUGGCCGCGGCGUGGCUUGACGAUGAGAGUGAAGAGAAAUGCAGAGAAUUGCAGGAAAAGCUCCAAGUAUUAUCAACAAGGAUGUCCGGAAUAUAUGCAGUAAGCUGCGAUUAUUUUGAUCUCGAGGAACACAUGUCGCAACGUGUGCAGGACAGUUUUAGUCGGUAUUAUUCCGUUGUGGCAAAGGGAUUUGGAACCUGGCUUGAACUCAGUGCCUUAAAAAGGGAUUUCAUUGAGGAAUUGGAACAUAGGACACAGAAUGAGAAACCGCAAGAUGAACUUCGAGAUGACAAGAUUGAAGAAGAAGAGUUAGAUGAGGAUCUUGAAAUGGAUCGGUACGAUGACGAUGAACUCUAUCGUAGAAUCGGAGGUCCUGCGGCAGCUGGAGCCUCUGCCGCGUUGAGCCCUAAUGGAGCAAACAGUGCAGAGAUAGAAAAGGAGCAUGCAUGGUGCCUUCAUUUGUACCAGCUAGUUUCGAAUGGCGACAGGGCUGAGAAUGACUUUCAAGUGACUGAUGUGUGGAACCUCCAUGUCCAAGAACGUUGGAAGCUUUACCGGUACUGGGCGUCAGCGGCUAUAGGUGCCAUGCAGGAAGUUGUAGCUGAGGCCAGGGCUGGUGUAGCAGAAAUAAAAGAAAUUUUGGUGCAGGAGCAGUUACAUGAAGAGCUCUCUGUUUUUGCAAAGGCUCAUGUCGUUGGAGCUACCACGACGGGAGCAGCAAAAAAUCGUGCUUUGAUUCAGCGGUUGCAGCCAACAGUAGUCAUUGUGGAAGAGGCGGCAGAAGUGUUGGAAGCGCACGUGGUCACAAGUUUAGCCUCGACUACGCAGCACCUGAUCCUGAUCGGUGACCACAAACAACUAAGACCCUCGAGCGCUGUGUAUGAGCUUGCAACACGGUAUAAGAUGGAGGUCUCACUCUUCGAGAGGAUGCUAACAAAUGGCAUGGCUUGUCAACAGCUCGAGGUUCAGCACAGGAUGCGACCGGAAUUUACGAGGUUGCUUGUUCCACACUUUUACGAGACGCUAGAAAACUUCCCGAGUGUUGAACGCUACCAGAACAUCAGAGGCAUGGACAACAAUAUAUUCUUCGUGACUCACAAAAUCUUCGAGGCCGACGAGGCCGACACAAAGAGUCACACUAACGUUCACGAAGCCGGAUUUGUAGUGUGUCUAGCCGAGUACCUUCUGAACCAGGAAUACGAUUCGGCUCAAAUUACGAUCCUUACACCAUACAGCAGUCAAAUGUUUCUCCUGAAAGACUUGGCCAAAAACAGGGCUUGUCGCGGUAUUCGCAUAACAGUGGUGGAUAAUUUCCAGGGUGAAGAGAACGACAUCAUCAUCCUUUCCCUUGUUCGUUCCAACCCAGAAAAAAAAGUCGGUUUCAUGAAGAUACCAAACAGGGUUUGCGUUGCCCUGUCGAGGGCAAGGAAAGGACUGUACUGCGUAGGAAACUUCGACAUCAUCGGUCAGUCUAGCGAAAUAUGGGAGAACAUUAUGAAAGAACUGCAAAGUCUACAUGCGACUGGACCCGAGCUACGACUGCGCUGCCCGAACCACCCGGAGACUGUUACCGCUGUGAAAACAGCAGACGACUUUGCGAAGGUUCCAGGAGGUGGUUGCGGCAUACCAUGUACGGCUCGCUUGGACUGCGGCCACACGUGCGGCUUGCUCUGCCACGGAUACGACACAUUCCACGAGGCGAUCACGUGUGAAAAGAGGUGCGAGAGGAAGUGCCACAACGGCCACGACUGCAGAUUGCUCUGUUGGGAGAAUUGCGAGGAUUGUACCAUACCAGUCCUUACGCAGUUCCAACCCUGUGGCCAUUCAUGCGAAAUUGCUUGCUGCGAAACCCGUGCACAACUUUGUCCGUUGCCGUGCGACAAGAUAUUAAAAUGUGGUCACAAAUGUCCCGCGGCAUGCAGCAUGUUGUGUGAUAAUAUGUGUACAGUUGUCGUAACCGUAAAGGGUGAUUGUGGCCAUGACAUCCACCUCCAGUGUUGGUACUUGAGGAGGGGCAGCGUGAGCGCCAGGUGCGAGGCACCCUGUGAAAAGACGCUGUCGUGCGGUCAUCGUUGCUUGCAAGAAUGCGCAGAACGUUGUCGCUGCACUACGAGAGUAAUGGCCACAAAAACAUGUGGACAUAAAACUGAAAUCGAUUGCACCCUAUUGAAAAGCUCUACUACUACUGCCUUAGCUCUGAACAGCUUCCGCUGCAAUGAUCCUUGUGAAAAAACGCUUCAAUGUGGGCAUCGCUGUCCCCGAAAAUGUUUUGAAUGGUGUUGGGCUGAUUUGUGUGAAGUACCGGUAACUGCAAAGUGUGAAGGAGGCCAUUCAAACGAAGUUCCGUGCUUCAUGUCAGAAAGCUAUAAUUGCUUGAAGGAAUGUACCAAGACGCUAGACUGUGGUCACCAGUGCACACUUCCGUGCGGAGAACUCUGCAGUGCCACACCAUGCAAAGUAAAUACAUUUGCAGAUCUGCAAUGCGGUCAUCAAGUGUCCGUUCCUUGCCACGUGAGAUUCGGACUUGAAUAUUUGAAGGAGAAACCAGGUGAUCUCGAAGCAUUCUACGUGGAACACAAAAAUGUACUUACAUGCAACCAACAAGUACAGGCGACUUGCGCAGCAGGACAUAAGAUAAAGGUACCUUGCUCUUCAGUGGACGGCAGCAAAGUGGUACCCAGAUCCCGCUGUCACGCUCCUUGCAACGUUACUCUUGCUUGUGGCCAUCCCUGUGCAUCUGCUUGCUCCAAAUGUGCUGAGGUAAAGGAUCAUCCGCCAUGUACCAAGCGCUGCGAGAAGAGGCUGCCAUGCGGACAUACCUGCACUGACACGUGCACACGGCCUUGUGCAAUAUGCAACGAGAGCUGCUUGUUGAUUUGCGUGCACAGACCAUGCAGCCUUCCUUGCGGCUAUCCCUGCCUCCCGUGUUGUCUGCCUUGUCGGUGGAAGUGCGAGCACGCCCAAUGCACCGCUACGUGCUCGGAGCCAUGCAACAGAGAGCCGUGCAGCGAACCCUGUCCGAAGAAGCUUCCGUGUAAACACCCUUGCUUAGGAUACUGCGGUGAGCCAUGUCCGAACGUGUGCAGAACCUGCAGAUGGUAUAAGUACAUCAAGGGUGAUGUUCGCUUCGUUCUUCUGCUUGACUGUGGUCAUUCAGUGCCAGACAACGUCCUGUCGAAGCUCUUCGAAGAAGCCAGGAGGCACCAAACAGGUCCAGUGAAGUGUCCGGUCUGCAAACGCAAUAUCACAUUUAAUUUCAGAUACGGUACAUUCGUCCGGGAGUACAUGGAAACUAUCAACAAGGAGAAGAUGCUCAUCUACGACCGUGCCGCAAAGCCCGAUAUGGUCGCAAGCUCUCAGAAGGAAGAAGUUGACGGUGCUGCAGCUAGAUUGUUUCAACUGCGUCCGAACGCCAGAGUGAACAAUGGAGGAGGCAUGGACAGAAGAUUUCCGAUGACACCUGGACUCACGACGACUCCCUUGGGUUCAGGAUCUUGGCGACAAAACCAAAGGGACAUGUCGUACAGCAAUCGAGUACCAAGAGGAAACGGAGCGGAGUACAGUCGACAUAUGGACAGUGCGUAUGGACAACGAAGUUCUCGAGGUAGCGACCGUGGCCUGUGGAGAACAUGGAGGACCGGUGGUCAGCCUCCUAAUGCUCAGGCAUCGCGCUUUUCAGCGUUGGACCCUCAUGCCAGUGGUGCUACUCCUGCGGUACCCAGCGUAGAAGGUCAACAAAAUGGCGUUUCUGAAAGAGGUGGCUUCAGCGGAAGGUCACUUGGUCGGGGAAGAGGAGGUCGUGGCAGGGGGUCGCGUGGCAGUAGAAGGGGUUCAUAGAAAUUUCCUGCACAUCGCUGUGUUUAUAUGCGUAAAGUUUUCUUGAUGGACACUUGGCUUAGGGGACGCCGAGUACUGAAUAUGUACAGUUUAGAAUACAUAGAAAUAUAGAAACAGAAUAUGUUUCCUCCCAACG
Molecule: messenger RNA, 5864 nt
Organism: Ornithodoros turicata
Lineage: Eukaryota; Metazoa; Arthropoda; Arachnida; Ixodida; Argasidae
Product: NFX1-type zinc finger-containing protein 1-like
Exons: 4
Coding region: 263-5728 (1821 amino acids)
Biological process (GO): regulatory ncRNA-mediated heterochromatin formation
Cellular component (GO): nucleus; nuclear RNA-directed RNA polymerase complex
Molecular function (GO): helicase activity; zinc ion binding
Source: RefSeq, a predicted model, not a curated record